Grosmannia clavigera kw1407 is the source of this 1806-nucleotide messenger RNA. RefSeq names its product carboxypeptidase s. Gene Ontology annotation, cellular component: fungal-type vacuole lumen. Gene Ontology annotation, molecular function: metallocarboxypeptidase activity. The transcript has 4 exons. NCBI's taxonomy places the organism in Eukaryota, Fungi, Ascomycota, Sordariomycetes, Ophiostomatales, Ophiostomataceae. The coding region runs from base 1 to 1806 and encodes 601 amino acids. The record is from RefSeq and is a predicted model, not a curated record.
AUGGCCGAGCUCAAGCUGCCGCUGACUUCGACUAAUGUCCGAAUGCGGGAGCCGUCGAGACGGACGUCAUGGCGGCUGAAGACGGCUCUCUUUGCCGGUGUCGUGCUGCUGUCUAACAGCUACCACACUGCCACGACAGGCUCGUCCUUCUUCCGCCGGCUGGUCUCGUGCCACCACCCAGCUGCCGUCACACCGUCAUUGCCGCAAUGCCCCGCCCAGAGGGCGAUUGGACCGUCGGCUCGGCCUGACAUCACGGAGAACAAUGUGCAGAAGCUGUUCCGAUCGGCGGAAUUUCGCAACCUGAGCGUCAGCCGUCUAGCUGGUGCCGUGCAGAUUCCGACGCAGGACUUCCAGGAUAUGGGGCGUAUGGGCGAGGAUGCUCGUUGGGAUGCCUUCUACGACCUGCAGAAAUAUUUUGAGGAAACGUUCUCGCUCCUACACGAGAAGCUGCAAUUUGAAGUCGUCAACGAGCAUGGCCUCUUGUACACGUGGCGAGGUAGCAACAAGACACUUAAGCCGGUGCUACUUAUGUCACACCAGGACACGGUCCCGGUGGCCGCAGACACAUUUGCAGAGUGGCGGUAUCCGCCUUUCAGCGGGCACUUUGAUGGGACCUACAUCAACGGGCGCGGCAGCCACGAUUGCAAGAACAACGUGGUGGCAAUCCUGUCGGCGCUGACGGCACUGCUGGAGCAGGGCUUUGAGCCGGAGCGGACAGUAGUGGCAGCCUUUGGUUUUGACGAGGAGGCAACCAAAUACCGAUAUGGCGCGGCGCGGCUGGCCGAACAUCUCCGGGGGAUCUACGGUGAUGGUCCAGAGGGCGAAGACGCCUUUGCCAUCAUCGUGGACGAGGGCGGCCUGGGAGUCAACCGGCAGUUCGGCCGGACGUUUGCGACGCCCGAGACAGGUGAAAAGGGCUAUCUAGACAUCGUGCUGGACGUGCACGUGCCGGGAGGCCACAGCAGUAUUCCGCCAGCCCACACGGCCAUAGGCAUUUUGGCAGCAGCAGUGACACGUCUCGAGGCCGAGGCCGAAGACAACUUUCCGUCGCGGCUGGCGGCCGAGAACCCGUUCUACUCGCUGCUGCGCUGCGCAGCCGAGGAUGAAGCGACCGUGGACAUGGAUCCGGCCUUGCGUGCGGCCCUGCGUGAUCCCAGUGACGAAGGACUUGCGCGAACGAUUAUUCUUCUGAGCGAUGACGUUGAGGCGGCCAGCUUGCUGCACACGUCACAGGCCGUGACCAUCUUCCAGGCCGGUAACAAAGCAAAUGCGCUGCCGGCUUAUGCGAGCGCGCUGAUUAACUACCGUGUCGCCGGCGAGGAGCAGCUCGAUCAGGUGAUUGUGAAGCUGAUCCGCACCGUCCGGCCGGUGGCCGAAGCUAUGGGCGUCCGGCUGGUCUACGGGCCCGAGAAGGGCAUCGACGGCGGUGAUGCUGAUGACGACGACCUCCCGCAGUUCACCCUGCGGCUCUCGUGGAAGACGGCUCUGCGGGAACCAUCGCCGAUUUCGCAGACGACGUCGUCCAGCUGGACAUACCUCGCGGGCGUCAUCAAGCACGUCUUUGACGAGCCCGGUUUCGGUAACAACGUCCUCGUCUCGCCCAUGUAUGCCGGCGGCAACACGGAUACGCUCUUCUUCUGGGACCUGAGCUCGCAGAUCUACCGCUUUGGCCCCGUCCGUGCUUGGCAUGACGAGGGCUGGGGGGGAGUCCACGACGUCAACGAGAGGAUUGCUCUCGAUGCCCAUAUGGAGGCUAUCUUGUUCUACCACGAGUUCAUCCGCGUUUUUGACGAGGCCGAGCUGUAA